Molecule: messenger RNA, 4143 nt
Organism: Tachysurus fulvidraco (yellow catfish)
Lineage: Eukaryota; Metazoa; Chordata; Actinopteri; Siluriformes; Bagridae
Gene: asb2a.1
Product: ankyrin repeat and SOCS box containing 2a, tandem duplicate 1
Exons: 12
Coding region: 169-2250 (693 amino acids)
Biological process (GO): intracellular signal transduction
Molecular function (GO): protein binding
Source: RefSeq, a predicted model, not a curated record
UGAAAUCAUGUGCACACUUUAGAAAUGUCCUAUAAACAGAGCGAGGACGCAGGGACACAGACCACUGUAGCAGCCAAAGUCUUCAGUUACUUUUACUAAAAGUAAUAAAAUCCUGACGGAAAUUUGAAUUUUCAGACGAACAGAAUCGUCCUCGAGCUCGGUUUCCAUAUGGCGGCUACAGGGGGGCCUAUACUAGGGGCCACCAAUCCCACGGUGAACUACGAUGACUUCUAUGUCUACGGCUACAUGUCUGAUGAUGAACUGAUGCAGAUGGCCAUCGAGCGCAGUCUCACUGAGACCCACAACAACUCCACAACAUCUUCAGCUGAAAACGCCAGAAGCCCCAUACCUCAGCGCAGGACAGAGAUUCCCCAGCCGAGUCGGCACCAGACGCUGCAACUUGCUCUGACUCCGCCCCCUUGUCCUGCAAACCCACCCAGGGACAGAAAGGAUCAGCAGUCUGUAAUCGUGAGCCACUUCGUCACGGGUUACGGGAAGAGAAUGGUGGCGUAUCGGACAUUUGAUGGGACUCUGAUAGAAGUCAAACCCGAGGCGGAAGAGGACGUGGAUCCUGUUGUGAAGGCAAUCAGGGAAGGAGACGUUGAUACUUUGAGAGGACUGAUCAAAAAAGCAGAUUGUAACCUGCUGAUGUCGAAUGAAUACGGCUGGAUCCCGCUGCACGAGGCUGCGCACUUCGGCCAGGAGCAGUGUAUUAGAGCGCUCCUGAGAGUGCAACCUGGAAUGAUUAACAAGCGCACACCGAAAGAUCAGACGGCGCUGCUGUUGGCUGUGACGAGAGAGAAGCAGGAGUGUGUGGCGUGUCUUCUGGAGAAAGGUGCAGAUCCUGACAUCGCCAACAAGGACAAGGAGACGCCACUGUAUAAAGCAUGUGAGAAGGAAAACGCUGCGAUUGUGGCCAUGCUGCUGAAUCACAAUGCGAUGGUGAACAAAAGCUGCAUCCAAGGCUGGACGGCGCUGCAUGAGGCCGUGUGCAGGAACAACGUGGAGAUCUGUGAGAUGUUAGUGAAGGCAGGGGCAAAAAUUAGCACGCCCAACAUCUACGGCAUCACCCCCAUCUUCGUAGCAGCUCAAAGUGGGAACAUAGAUACGCUUCGCUUCCUCCUGAAGAAUGGAGCUGAUAUUAACAGCCAGGCAGCAGAUGGAGCCACAGCGCUUUAUGAAGCCAGUAAGAACGGUCAUGUGGAGAUUGUGGAGUUCCUGCUGUCUCAAAAAGCUGAUGCUAACAAACCGGGAAAAACUGGACUGCUGCCGAUCCACAUAGCAGCUCAGAGAGGAAACAAUGGUGGAAGUAGCCUGACUGGUUCACACACUGACCUCUUCACUUUCGGCUCAGCACACAAAACUGACAGGGCGCUUCAGAUUGUGACGAUGCUCAUCCCAGCUACCAGUAAGUCCCGUGUGAAGCGCUGCGGUAUCAGUCCUCUGCACCUCGCCGCAGAGAGGAACCGAGACGAGAUCCUCGAGGUGCUAAUCAAGUCCGGGUUCGACGUCAAUGCCAUGCUGUCUGAGGACCGCAGAACCAUGUACGAGGACCACCGCAGAACCACCCUCUACUUCUCAGUAAUAAAUAACAACAUCGAAGCCACCAGAAUGCUGCUGCAGGCCGGCGCCAACCCCAACCUGGACACUUUCAGCCCUCUGCUCAUAGCCCUAAGGCAGGGCUGCAUGAGUACCAUGACCUUACUGGUGCAACACGGUGCUAACGUCAAUGCCUACAUCCCCCUGCACCCCACCACCUUCCCUGCCACCAUCAUGUUCUGCAUGAAGUACCUCGUCAUGCUCAAGUACCUGAUGGACAACGGCUGCGACGCACUGUCGUGUUUCAGCUGUGUGCACGGCAGCAACCCUCACCCCCCUCUGAAAACGAUUCACAGCGAGAGAAGAAGUUACAGAGACAAUCAACCCAUAUUACACAGCACCUGCACCCAGUUCUGUGAAGUGGUCUCCAUGGAAAUGUACAGCCGCUGGGUAGGACCCAUCAUAGACGUCCUGCUGGAUUACGUGGGUGACGUGAAGCUCUGCUCCCGACUCGUCGAACACUUGGACAGUUACCCAGACUGGGCCAGUAUCAAGGAGAAAGCAAUGCCUCCGCGGCCUCUUAUGCAGCUCUGCAGGCUGAAGAUCCGACAGCUGAUCGGAAAUCACAGACUGAACAAAAUCAAAAAGUUGCCCCUUCCUGGACGACUGAUCAAGUUCCUGAAUCAUGAGGAACGAACAAAAGAUUUUUGAGCCUCGAUAAGUAUGAGAGAACACAGAUGAUGAAAAAGCUAUAAAUAAAUAAAUAAAUAAAUAAAUAAAUAAGCAACAACACAUUUAUGCUAUACAGCACUGUGCAAAAUUCAUUGGCUUGCACAACCUCUACAGUUCUUCUGGAGGCUUGAUUCUGUUUCUGCUUCUAAAACCAGAACAGCUUUUAUUAUAUUUGUGUUCAGAAAAUGAAUGAAUAUAUUAUUUCUGUAAUAAAACAUGUACUUUUCUUCAUGCCACAGCUGGAACUCCACUUCCCAGAAUACACUGUGGCAUUUAAACAUAGACACAGCAGAAUACAAACAGCACUUUUCCCCACUACCCACAGUACUGACACACCUGUUCCCAAUCUCACCCUCCAUCUUUACAUACACAGAUCCUCACUGUACUCAGUGUGCAGUUACCUGACUAACCACACCUUUGUUUAGGUGCCUGCUGUCCUGAUUUUUGAUCUGGCUUUACUUCGUGGUUGCUUCCUGUCUCUGAUUUGCUGUUUACUGAUCACCUGAUGAAUUGUUUGUCCCUGUUUUUGAGAUCUCUUCACAUUUUGUAUCUAUAUUUCACCUACAAUAAACAAUUGAAACUGCAACCGCAUUCUUCUCGGACUCCAUCUCAUGGCAUCAACAUCUCCAAGCAUACAGCUGGAUUCAUGGUGCACCGCCUUUGCAGCCUAUGCAGGGCAAGACACUUCAUAGAACAACAACAACACCUGGCUUUGCUGCAAGAUAAACUGAACAUGUUCACCACCGAUGCACAUCUUUAACGCUUUGUCCCUCAAAGAUCCUUGGCUGUAAGAAUCGCAGAGGGAAAAGGUUUUCUACAACAGUGUUCCCUGUACUUCUCGGGUCAGCAGCAGGUUUCAGGUUAAAAACUUUAGACACACAAAGCUAUCAAGUGGGCCAUUGUGGCCUAUAAAGGAGGAGACCUGCUGAAUUCUUAUAACAGUUUCAAAGAAUUAUUUCAGCGAGUAUUUAACCAAACCCCUGAGAGAAGAAUGUCACACUUGCUGCUUAAAGUGGAUGAAAUGAACUGAAAUUCAGUCACUCUCGGCUCAUCCAGGAAGUGCUCACAGAACUGGCUCAUGACAUCCUGUCACUCAAAUCACUGAUGGAUCUAAGCAUUCAUCUGGAUCAUCUACUCAGCACUCAGCAAAUUCCUAAGUACAUAGGGAACCGAGAUCCUGUAAUCGACCCCCUUGACCCAGUGCAACUCUAAGGGAUUCACCAGGCUGAAGAAGGAAUUUAAAGACCUUCAAAGAUGGUUGUGGGUCAAGAGCACAGUACUGUAACAGGUUGAUGAGAGAUGUCUAGGCUUAUGGGAUUACUUUAAAAUUGAACUAGAUUUGUAAAGUUUGUCACGACAAACUUUGAUGUUGGCUUUGAUGGUGCAAGUGUUCGAAAAGGAUGGUGCUUUUGGAGGCAAGUGGACAUAAGUGUUAGUGUUGCUUUUGGAGGGAAGUGGACAGAAAGCUAGAGUGUCAAAACAUUUGGAGGUAAGUGGAGACAAGCAUGUGACAUCAUCCAAAUACUCUUGAAGAAGUUCCCCUCAUUUGGCUGAGUGUUGUGCUAAUUUUUGAUUUUCACGUGACAUCACGUGACGUCAUCAGAAUACCCGCGAGGCAGUUCCUCUCAUUGUGCCGAGUGUUUUGAUAUAUCACAUGCCCAUGUUGUGCACAUUAAUUAUUUUCAUAUGACAUCACUUUACGUCACGUAAUGUCAUCAGAAUACAUGUGAAGAAGUUCCCCUCAUUGAUCUGAGUAUUUUGAUAUGUCACAUGUCCAUGUUGUAAAAGGUUUUUUGAUUUUGCAUAUAUUGUGGGCGGGGCUGCGGCACAACCGAAAGGCCAGUCGGUAAACCAUUUUAAAACUUUGUUCAG